Molecule: messenger RNA, 380 nt
Organism: Oryctolagus cuniculus (rabbit)
Lineage: Eukaryota; Metazoa; Chordata; Mammalia; Lagomorpha; Leporidae
Source: RefSeq, a predicted model, not a curated record
GCAGCCGCCGGCGGCGGGAGGCGCACGCCGCUCUCCGCGCUCGGGACCCUACUCUGCUCGCUGUGUACGCCCGCCCAUCUGCGCUCACCAUGGCCAACAUUCAGCAGCUGGUAGGAAGAUGGCGCCUGGUGGACAGCCAAGGCUUUGAUGAAUACAUGAAGGAACUAGGAGUGGGACUGGCUCUGAGAAAAAUGGGUGGAAUGGCCAACCAUAUUGUAUCAUCUCCUACGACGGCAAAAACCUCACCAUCAAACCGAGAGUACUUUGAAAACAACACAGUUUACUUGUCCCUGGGAGAAAAAUUUGAAGAAACUACAGCUGAUGGCAGAAAACUCAGGUCAGUCAUACAUGUUAUAAGAUUGCAGAAGUUUCUAGAAUGA